This is a messenger RNA of Neocloeon triangulifer, 2375 nucleotides long. RefSeq lists its product as uncharacterized. The transcript has 5 exons. Gene Ontology annotation, molecular function: protein binding. Bases 335 to 2146 code for a protein of 603 amino acids. The record is from RefSeq and is a predicted model, not a curated record. NCBI's taxonomy places the organism in Eukaryota, Metazoa, Arthropoda, Insecta, Ephemeroptera, Baetidae.
AGGAAGAAUUGAAAAUCUUAUGAGGGUGGGGGGUUGGCAAGGGUCCUGCCUGCAUUUUACAAUAAUACAAUUCAUGCAUGCGGAGAAUAGAAGACAAGAAACGAUUCGAAACUUAGGCUGAGCGUCUGAGCGAGUCUUCAUUUCUUUUGGGAACUGCAACGUUUCGAAGUGUUACUGGAGUUAUUGGAUUGGAAGUUGGACACUCUAAGCCGAGGGCUUAAUUAAGACGCGAGAGACAAAACGCAGAGCGCGUUUAGUCCACACAUAAAAAUACGUAAAUUUGGUUUUUACGUGAUUUUGAAAGAGAAACUUGCAUAGCCGAUUACCAAGCAUCAUGACCGCGCCAUGGGAACGCAUCUUCAGACAAGAAAUGUUGCUUCGACCAACAUUACCCGUGCUCAAGGUUAACCCUGAGGAACUGCGAGAAAUGGGCAACAAGUUUUUCAAGUCAGGCGACUACUGGAAUGCAAUUUCGUUCUACACCAAGAGUCUGGCCAAAGCUGCAGCCGGCAGCAAAGAGCGCGGCCUGGCCUACGCCAACAGGAGCGCCGUCCUGCUGUCCCUGGGCUACUACGACGAGUGCAUCAGCGACGCCAAAAUUGCCUUGCAGAACAAAUACCCUGACAAUUUGGCCCACAAGUUGCAUAUGAGGAUGGCCACCUGCUGCAAAGCCCUGGGCCGAGAAGUUGAGGCUCAAGAGAACCUGCAGGCAGCCAUUGAGACGGUCAAGAAACAAAAUAUGAUACCCGAGGUGAAGGAAGAGACAGUCAAAGGUUUCCAAAAGCAGUUGGCAGACAAUCACAACAGUGUGAUGCCAAAUCUUCGAGUCGAGCACCUCGCUGCACCUUGUCCGAGUUACGGGCCGAACCCAGAAAACCCACUCGUCUCAGCUGCUGUCACAAUUCGUCAAAAAGGGCAGCAUUCAACAUUUUUUGCAAACAGAAAAAUCAAUACUGGUGAUGUUCUCAUUGUUGAGAAACCCAUUCUCUCAUUGUCCUCCUGUCUUGAAAGUGGUGGUGAUCAAACUUGGAUUCACUGCUGUCAUUGCCUCAAACUCUGCCUGAACCUCCAGCCUUGUCCAACAUGCAAAUGGGCAUGCUAUUGCAGCGAAGAGUGUGCUACAGCUGCUUGGAAUAAAUAUCACAAGCACGAGUGUGUGAAGAAGAACAAGAUUGCAGAAAAUAUUAUCAAGCAGGGAGGAAUCCAAAGAAAAGGAGACAACAUCCUUUGUGUCCACCUAUCAUUUGCUGCGAUUGCAACCUUUGGCCUCGAAAACUGCAUAAACGCCAUUCAGAAUGACAAGUUUUCUGACGGUGCCUCUGAAGAGUUGAGGGAUUUCUUGAAUUUGAAGGUGCGGAACAUUGGAAAUCGUUCGGCAAUCAAUGUCGCCUGCACAAACGGAAUGGGGCUUGUUGCUGACAGCUGUGGCGUUUCUGGGGAAAAGAAGCUAGCUCUGGUCAAGUUUUUGGAGAAAGCCAUGCAAAUCCUGUUUUCUAACUUUGUCCCCAUUGCUGAUGUUUCGUUGUUGAGGUUUAACGACGAGAUCGUCGUUGACAAAGACUACCAUAACAUUGGCUGCGGACUUUACCCUGUCGCAAGCUUGUUGAAAUCGCACUGUGAUCCUAACACGGUCCAGGUUUUCCACCAGAAGACCAUGGUGAUUCUUGCUGGACGACCGAUUGAGAAGGGGGAGGAAAUUGUCAUGCUUAGAGACAUCAACUAUGCCCUGGUGCCACUGCAGGCUCGGCGCUUAUAUUAUUCACUCACCAACUGCCCUUCGUACGUGUGCCGCUGCAGAGCUUGCAGCGAGGAUUGGCCUGUUCUGGAAGAGCAAGAAGCCUGCCAUAAUUUUAUGGCGAGAAAUCCCGAAUUCAGAGGACAUCUCCAGAAGCAGUAUCGUCGGAACAUUACUGCCCAUGCCACUAACUACAAAUCAUUGUCUCUCUUCACUCCGGAGAAUUUCAAACUGAGUGUCAAAAUCCAGGAAUUGUACCGUCAGCAAAGAAGAGAUGACCUGCAGUUCAACGCCACAUUUGAUUUUGUGGUAAAUUAUUUGAAUGUGAAGACCAAGAAAUUCUUUACUUCUGGUUCUUGUGUUGAGCCCUCAAAGAAGUUGGGGCAUAGCAUCCCUCGUCGUAUUAUGUGAGAGCCUUUUGAAAUAUCAAAUGGAUUUUUCAUAGUAGACGUUCCCAUAAAUUUUUGUAAUAAAUAUAUAAGCUGUUUUGAUAAGAAUCUGUAAGAAUCAAAGUAUUGUGCAACAUAAAACAUGAAUAUUAAUUUUGUAAGAAUAUACACACUUUUUAAAUGCUAACGUACAUCACCAAAAAUCUAUCUUAUUAAAUUGAAAAAUAAUGAAACUAAUCUAAAAAUUAAUA